UUUUAUUUACACUCGAUGCUAACACGUGCGCGGUCAUAAUCGGCGAAUUUGUGCACAAAACUUUGCAAAAUUCUGUAGUUUUCUAUUAGAUUUAGUUGAAAAAGUGGUUUAAUAUUAUAAAAGAUAAGAUACCACGUUCAGAAUGGUACGCAGAUUGAGGAAAACCAAGAAAAGUCAAAAGUACAACUACAACCGAAAUCGUAAGCGAUUGAACAAGAAGAUCCAUGGCACCGGCACGGUCAAAUGCCCGGAAAUAAAAAAUGACAUGGACUUCCGCAAGAACCUGAACGCCAACAUCUCCGAGAUGGGCCUGGCGUUCGAUGUGAACAAAACGCUUCCGGUGCCGAACGCCAAACGGGAACGCACCAAGCUGGCCCGGUACGUGAAUGGGUUCCUCGAGGAGGACGCUUCCGAUUUGGAAUCCGAAUCGACGCGCAACCCGCCGCCUAAAAUUUACGUUGCCGAGCGGCUGGAGAAGGACUCCAAGGAGUUCGUGGAGGUUCGCUUCCGGCUGUCCAGGGGUCAGGUCCGGUUCAUCACCGGGAUGAUCGAUGCGUACGGGUUCAACUACAAGGCGAUGGCCCAGGACAAACGGAACUACGAUCAGGAAACCUGGCGACAGAUGCGCCAGAAGGUGCGCCGGUUUUUGACCAUUCCGCAGCAGUGCACGCCCUAUUUGAAGCGGAAGGGAUGGCUGGAUUGUGAUAUGAGCGAUUCGAGCGAUCCACGAUGGAAGGAAUACGGUACUGACGAUGAGGAGUGAUGAAAGGUGGGUAUGUUGGGGGGUUGGUUUCGUCUUACAAUAUAAUUUUUGAUGUAAAAAUA
Molecule: messenger RNA, 825 nt
Organism: Aedes albopictus (Asian tiger mosquito)
Lineage: Eukaryota; Metazoa; Arthropoda; Insecta; Diptera; Culicidae
Product: nucleolar protein 16
Exons: 2
Coding region: 143-763 (206 amino acids)
Biological process (GO): ribosomal large subunit biogenesis
Cellular component (GO): nucleolus
Source: RefSeq, a predicted model, not a curated record